Molecule: messenger RNA, 1233 nt
Organism: Penicillium egyptiacum
Lineage: Eukaryota; Fungi; Ascomycota; Eurotiomycetes; Eurotiales; Aspergillaceae
Source: the annotation of a GenBank genome assembly
AUGACGGAGACCGCAGGUUUAUCAACGCAACAGCCCCGCAAACCACGUCCAGAAAAGCGGCAAAAGCGGCCCCAAUUGACACAUUUCCUCUGUCUCCCUCUGAUAAACACCAAAUCGCUGCCGCAGCUGGACGCAUCGCUAGCGGCCUUCAAAACAGCCCAUCUCGCUGCACCUGGGCCAGCUGCUCAAUCGUCCUCCGAGGGCCAAGGGGACACCUUCCGCCUGGGUCUUCCCAGCACAGCCUUUCGUCCACUGGGCACAAUUCACCUUACUCUUGGGGUGAUGAGUCUCACCAAUAAAGAGCGUCUCGACGAAGCUCUUGCAUUUUUCCAAACCCUCGAUCUGGCAGACCUAAUGAACGAGGCGGAGCGAGCCACCGCUCACACGCAGCAGAAAAGCGCCCCUGACCAGUCAUCGCCCUUGACUGUUUCUCUCGAGUCAUUACAUGCUCUGCCACAAGGAAAGUCAGCAACCAUAUUACAUGCUUCCCCGGUCGAUCCUACAGGCCGCUUGCUUCCAUUUUGUAUAAAGCUGCGUGACAAAUUCAUCGAGGCUGGCUUCAUCCAAAAUGAGCCCGACAGAAGACCAGCCAGAAGACAAAAGAAUCCCCGCUUUGUCCAAGACAAUCAUCAGGCCUCUGAAUCCGCUACUGUUUCUAGCGAUGCGUCUUUACACCAACAAGAAAGCCAAAAUUCCUCUGAACCCCAAGAAGUGUCGAAGAACCAGGAACCAUCCAUCAUUGUGAUAACCCGAGAACCAAAACCGCGACCACUCCUCCUGCACGCGACUCUUGUCAACACAAUUUACGUCCACGGUCGACAGGGGCAGAACAAAGAUGCGAAUGGCAAAUAUCCGCCCAAACGCCUUACAUUCGAUGCCCGCAACCUGAUCUCACAAUAUCGUAAUUACUACUCUGAUGACAAUCGAACUAUCCCACACCCAGUACCUGCUCGAUCUUCCGAGGACACAGAAAGUGACAACUGCCGUGCGGAAUCUUCCGCAAUCCCCGAAAGAGACAUUAUUUCCUCCGAGCAUAGGAGCCAUUCGGCCGCUUCUCUCCCACCGUCCCGGGGCUACCCUUUCAUUUGGGCAAAGGAAAUUCCUCUGGAUACUAUCUGCAUCUGCGAGAUGGGCGCCAAGAAAUUAUAUCCUGGUGUCAACGACGAGCAUGGUUUGAAUGAACGCCUCGGCGAGGAAUAUACCGUCGUUGCAGAACGGAGUCUAAAUCCAUGA